Messenger RNA from Dimorphilus gyrociliatus, 6287 nucleotides. The record is from the annotation of a GenBank genome assembly. NCBI's taxonomy places the organism in Eukaryota, Metazoa, Annelida, Polychaeta, Dinophilidae.
AAUCAACAUAAUUUCUGCACGGCGUCUGUCUGUCUAGGCCUUGUUCCAGCGUUUUUCAGCAACAAACACCUGCUUUUAUACGUUUUGCAUCGGCGUUUUAUGGAUACUGAUAUUAAAUAUGGUUGGUUCAGUUUACCUCAAGAAUGAUAGUAAAAGCGUUGAGAGCGAAUUCUCUGAAACAUCAACAAUGACGGAGGCAACCGAAGCGAUUACGUCUUCAUUUUACAGUAUGAACAGAGGAAAUUUACUAUAUAAUAAAUUAGCUGAAGAUUUCAGCAUUCAACCAUGGAAUUGGCCCGAUUCGGCUUCAGACCAUCUGGGUUCUAUACUUCGUAUAGUUUUGGCUUCGGCUGCUUGCGUCGUCUGCGUUCUGAUUCUAGUAGCAGUAAAUGGAUCAAAGAAACAUCGUUGUACCAGUCUGGGGGUAAUUGUUAGCAGCAUGUGUGUCUCAAUUAUAGCUCGAGGUUCCAUAUUGGAAUUUAUUAACACAUUUAAAGGUUUCCGUAGCUGUGACGACUUUGACCGAGAACAAUGCCCUCAGAGAAGUAACAUUAUAAACCUAAUUCUUACUCUUCAGGGCGCUCCAAAGCAAAAGUGUUCAUUUGGUCACUUCUGCUAUAAAUUUGAAUAUAAAGUCGAAUGCCCUCUUUGGAUAGCCAUAUCGGAAGCCGUUGACAUGACACUCCCUUUCGCCCUGUUAGCUGCAUCUUUUGAGAGGCUAAGGGUUGGAUGUGGUGGUAGAACAGGCUAUUGCGCAUCUAUAUGUUUUGUGCUGUUUUGCUGGCUAUGGCCGUUUCUUUCGGCUGCUGGUAUAUUCUACUUGCCAGAAGUGGUCAAUGUCUUGCCCAAGUUGGUCGAGAGUACAUGGAGAAAAAGUGGAUUUACUGACUGUAGAGUAGUCUACAGUUGGAUCUAUUGGAUAAUAACGGGUGGAAUUAGAUUAUUGCCGCCUCUAAUCUGUUUCUUAGCCGGUUCUAUCGUACUUUGUACAAAAAGGGCUAAGCUCAAGUGUACUCUACUAGUUACCGCUCUCCUCAAUCUAUUUUACAUCAUCUUCAUAGCUCCCCAUUACGUUGUAACACUAAUAUUUCAUAAGGAAACCGUUUUGGUGGCAGCGGUCCUGACGAGAGUUUUCAACCUACUCGCUCCUCUGAUGUUCUUCUUGUACGAUGACGUUAGAGAAGCGACUCGUCUAACACUAUGCGGAGCAUCGGAUAUCGAAGACGGUAGUGAAGAGGAUAGAACGCCUAUGAAACAAGAUAUGGAUGAAAUGGAAAUUCCUGUUCCAACAGCUCCAAAAUAUGACGAAAAUGUUCCGCUCAAGGCUUCUCCCGAUGAUUAUUCUAUUUAAGUUGCUUAAAAUAUUUCAUUAAUCUUUUCUUUUUUACUUUUUUGAAACGAGGCCGUCACCGGAUUUUUUUUUUAAUUCCCCUUAAAAGAAAAAAAGAAAUCAAAAUUAUCUCAGUUCUGAAAGAAUUCAACUAAUAUACAUACAAAAACUUUUUACUUUAUGCUCAUUCAUAUAUGUAUAUAAGCUAUAUCUAGAUAGUUUAUGCAUAUAUAUUUUUAUAUAUGUAUAUGUAUAUAUUUAGCAUUUGUGUAUAUAUAUAUACCUAUACAUAUAUGUAAGUAUAUAGACACUUUACAUCCGUAUGUGUAAUACCUACAUACAUAUACGAUUGUAUUAUUUUAUUUAUUCUUGAUCUUGUAAAAUUCAGGUAUUAAUCGUGAAGCUUUGCUCGGGUUGUUGCUAGGGCCUUGUAAUUUAUUUCUCCCUGAGAUUGUUCUUUACCUUGAUACUAAGCUAAAUUAAACUUUGUGAAAGUUUAGAUGGUCAGUUUUUUUUCUUUUUUUAAAUUUAUUAAUAUGCAAUAUGUAAAUGGGAAAAAAAUGGAAUAUGAAUAUUCAUGAAUAUAUAUAUAUCUAUAUAUAGAUAUAUAUGUAUAUGUAUUGCAUAUUCACUUGUUCAUACUCAUUUAUUUAUAUAUGUAUAUGUAUACAUAAGAGAAUGAGAGAUAGAGAGGAGCGUAUGAGGAAAAAGAAUAUGCAUACUUUUUUUUUAUUCUCUUUUUGAUAUGAAAAUUCUUAAACAAAUAUGAUAGAAAAUACGAGUAUUAAGGAUGAAAUUUCUUCAGAAUGGCAUAAAAAAGCAAGACAACUAUUUAAAAAAAUAGAAAAGAAAGAAAAGAAAAAAAAAUUUUGGGCGAAGACAAACAAAGCAUUCAACUUAAUUUAGCUCUACUUCUUUCUUUUUAUUAAUUUAAUUCCCUUCCUGGAAUUAAUUUCUCUCUUUUUCUCCUUUAUUAUAUAUUUAGACACGGAGAGAGAGAGAGAAGAAAAAAUCGAAUAUUUUUUACCCUUUUCUUUCCUAUUGAAAAGAGUAUAUGUCAAUUUCUUUCUUCUACUUUAAGAAUGAGUUUUUGUAUAUAGCUUUUCCUGAAAUAAUACUAAAAUACUUUUUUCAUAGCUUAUUUUUUUUGAUAAGAAAGAUAAUAGGAAAGAGGAGAAGGAACAAAGGAAUUUGGAAUAUUUUUCUAUCUUAUUUACUGUUUUUCCAUUGUAUAUUUUUAUGCAUCUGUCGUUAUUUCAGUUAUUUAUUUAUGAAAGUAAUUUUGUAAAAACAAAUGAGAAAGGAAAGGAAUUGAAGGAUUUUAUAGAAAACCUUCUAUUUUUUCAUUUUGAUUGACUUUUUUUCUCUUUAUAUGUAUGUAUUUUCCAUUGGGAAUGUAGAAUAAUAAGAAAUUCGAUUUGAAUCCAGACAUAUGAAAUAUUUUUUCUCUAGAUCUUGUCAAUCAAUAUCUUUCUUUUUAGAAAGUUAUUACUGAAAGAACAAAGGAUAUAGGAAACAAACUUCCAUAUAGAAGUUUCAACGAUUGUGCAUGUGAAACUAUGUAUAUGUAUGAAAAAAAAAAGAUUCUACAAUGUAGCGUUGAAAGAAAAACUUAAAGAGUUAAAGAAACAUCAAAAGUAUUGAUACCUUAAAAAAGAGGAGAAAAAAUAAGUGUCUACAUUCCGAACAGCCAUGCAAAAAUUCCUUUUUAUGUAAAUAUUUUCGCUUAGCAACCGCCCUAGAUAAAAAUCAAGCCUUGAAUCCGGUGACAGUCGAAAUUUAAAUACAAAUGUCGAAGAAUUUUUAUUCAUAGUCUUUAUAUAUGUAUAUAUAUAUAUAUAUACUGUAUAUAUAUAUAUCUAUAUAUAUAUGUAAUAUUGCUUUUAUAUACACUAAGGAAAGAUAACUAUGCUUUUUAUUUUCUUUUGGAAUAUUAAUAUUUCCUUUUUGGCAUAUUCACCUCGCUAAAAGAAAUCUACUAUGAAAUAUGUUGAUAAUGAUAUGAAUGUUACAAAAAUUAUUAAGCAAGCAAAACAGAAAAAUUUGGAAAUUGAACAAAAACAAAAAAAAAAUUGAAUUUUUUGUUUUUCUUUUUUAUUUAAAAAACAAAAACAAACAAACAAACAAAUAAAAAGUAUACAUAUAUAAUAUACAUUUUUUUUAUUUAUUAUAAGCUAUGUCUGUAGCUGCUUUGAAUGUUGUUGUAAUUUGUAAUUAUGAAUAACAAAGGAAGGUUAUUAAAAGAAAAAAAAAGUUGAAAAUGUUAGAACAGUAUAAUCUUUUUUCUCUCGUUUUCUUUAAAAAGAAAAUCAACAUAUAUGUCAAAUGGUAGUGACAGAAAUAACAUGUACAGUACAUAUAUAUAUAUAUAUAUAUAUAUAUAUAUAUAUAUAUGAAGGGACAUGUUUUUACUUCUACCGGUUCAGAAUAGAAUUCGUCAGACUUUAUUAUUAUUUUUUCAUCUUUUUACAAUCUCCAAUAUAGAGUAUUCAUUAGUAUAUAUAUAUCUUCUCUUCAGUAUAUUUAUGCUAAAAGUUUACUCUUUUUGAUUGAUAUGUUACAGAAAUUUUUUUGACCAUUUGGCAUUGAAAAAAGUAAACGCAAAAAUGUAAUCAAUUUUUACUUUAGGACGCCUAGCUAACUAUAUUAUCUCGUUGCUAAUGGACCCAUUUAUAAACCGUCUCAAACCCUAUCCAUUAUUUAUUCAGGGCUUAAAAAACACACUAUGUAAAUAAUUUUAGCUUAUUUCAUCUACAAAAGAAACAGUCACGAAAAGCAAACUCGUUUAGUUCCUAUACAACGCAACUGCAAAGUCUGCAAUCGGGUAAAAUUGUACAUCGCGUAUGACCCAUACGUGACCCCUAACAAUCGAUAGAUCAUAGCCAAAGGUUGCUGUAUACGGUCAGCACCGGGAUUUUCCCUAAUGCAUCAUCAGAUUUUUGGAAAAUAGAUAGUAUAUUAUCUAAAGAAAAUAUAUAUGUAUAUCUGAAUUGACGAUAUGGAGUCACGUUUUCCUCUUUUCUCCUUAUUAGAACUUUGUAUACUGCAAGCUCCAUCGAUUUUUUUCAUUCUCUCUACUUUAUAUGCACUUUGUCGCUUUUCUUGUCUCUAAAAUGAAAGUUCUAAAUAAAAAAGUCUUAACAAAGAAAGGAUACGAAUCGUCUAAUCUUGUACUGUUAAUGCUUAAAUUAGAGGUGAAAAUACCCAGACUAUUGAAAUAAUUAGGGCAAGAUUAAGUGCUAGCGUUCCUGGAAUGUAUAAAAUAUUUAGGGCAGAUGGCCCUAGCUGUGUCAUCAUUAGAGUAAAAAUCCACUAUUCUAAUGUUUCCCGUAUAAAUUAGAAAAGACUCUGCUGCCAUCUGUCGGAAGAGCUACGAUAUCUUAAGGUGUAUAAAGACUGAGUAGUAUAAGAAAGUUAAGAUACCGUAUCAAAUACUUAUGGCUACCAUUUAUCGUUUAUUUGACAUAAUUGUUUUAUGAACUAUUCUUACAGCAUUACGUAUGAUAUAAUUAGUAUAGACAUAUCUAAAUAUAGAUUGUAUCAUCUUAAAUAAAAUACUAAAGAGGAGACAACUCUAUUCUAUUUCCCUACCGUGUUCUUCUAAAAUUUCAAACAGGAGAAAGAAGCCACGACAGUGAAAAGCUGCAAAACAUAUCGUCUUACAGUAAGAGCAUAUAUAACACUUUGCUGCCAGUGAAUAAAGAAAAUAUCACCUUUUCUUUCCUUCCUUCCCCCUUUCACCUUUACAAAAGAGAUCUUAAGUAAAUUAUACUGUAUUGGAAUCUCUGUAUGUUGAUUCUUAUUUCUUUUGUGAGAUCAAUUCAAUUAAAUUAUGGAAAAUAAAGAUAAACUGGUUGACAAUAAACCUUUUAUAGAAAAGACCUGAGUUCUGCUUCCAUUCGUAUAUUCUUUCUGUUUAGCUCGUAUUGAUUAUAAAUUUGAAUGAUUUCCUCCUCUCUUUUUAUACGUCUUGAUGAAAUUGAUUGUAUCCUAUUGUUAUUCCACUCAGAUUCAUCUCUCUGUCUCAGAAGUGUCUGUAUUACUAAAAAAUAUUAUCAUAAGCGUUUUUUCCUUGUCUCCUACAAAACAGACAAAGGCGCAGAAAAACAAUAUGAAAAAUACGUAUACUUUACAAAAAGAUGUAGUAAUUAUUUACACAAAUUACUUUAUUUUCAUUGAUUUCCUAACUAAACGAACAUGGAAACAAAAACAAAAGGGAAUAAGGAAUUAAAGGUAAAAGAAGAGAAGUCUACUUCCAAGGUUUAGCUAAAAUCUAAAAUAAAAUUAGAUAUAUGGUCGCUUUAUAUAUAAAUAUGAAAGAUUUUGCUGUUGGAAAGAAGCACCUGAUUCGUUGAGUUAUAACUUUUUAAUAAAUACUAUAGAGAAUAUACAUCCAUUAUAAGUGAAGAAAUUUUCUCUUGCAAACGUCACAAGGGUUUAUUAGCGAAAUUAUAAUUCAAUUUACAUCUGUCCAAAGAGGAUAAAUUUUUUAACUAUUUAUCCUCACAUAGAUUACCUAAAAUAGCAAUAUGGAUUACUAAUUAAUACAUGUAUACAGUAUAUAUACAAUAACAAUACCAGGAUAUUCUAAUGAAAAGUACCAAAUGCUUUUCCUUUGACAAAAGAAUCAAAUUUAUUCAGUUUCUUAAUUCAGUCAUGUGAAUUUUAUUCGCUUCCCUAACUUUUACCGGAUUCAUUAACGGUCGAUUAGUCAGCUUCUCUUACCAUUAAAUAAUAAGAUAAAGCAGAUAAACAGCGUUUUAUUCUGUUCUCUAUUUUAGUUAUUAAAGAGGGACAUAGAAAAUUAUUUAAAGAUAAUCAAGGAUCCUAAUUUUUAAGACAAAAUAAUUAUACAAUAUUCAAUCAUUGAUAUGAUAAUUUGCGCAUAACCGUAUAUCUUGACACUGAUAAGUUACAAGAACAUCAUCGAUAAUUAAUAUUCCUGGAUAUAUUAAAG